AAUGCAAUGUGGCUCUGCCCACAAGCUGGCUCUCCGUCUGGGAGUGUUUCCCAUUUAAACAAACACGGUCCUUCCGAAGAUGGCGGAGAGUUUGUAGAGAUGGAAAAGAAACUGCUUUUUCAAUGAAAACGUCGACGCCGGCCAUGUCAGCACAUUGAAGUUGCCCAGGGAACCGGAUGGAUCUUGACUGGGGAGUUUAAACACCAAGGUGCUGAUAUGCUCUGACAAUGAGUGGCAUAGGAGACAACCCGUUGGAGCCGCUGUGCUCGGACCGCAAACGGAAACUGUCCACCUGCGACACGCCGGGCAUCGGGUGUGACAAGCGUCGACGGGAACAGGAGACCAAGUACAUCGAGGAGCUGGCUGAGCUCAUCUCCGCUAACCUCUCUAACAUUGAUAGCUUCAACGUGAAGCCUGACAAAUGUGCAAUUCUCAAGGAGACUGUGCGGCAGAUCCGACAAAUCAAAGAGCAAGGUAAAAACUACUGCAGUGCUGAUGAUGUCCAGAAGGCGGAUGUGUCUUCUACUGGUCAAGGGGUCAUUGACAAAGACCACCUGGGACCCCUGCUUUUACAGGCUCUCGACGGGUUCCUUUUUGUGGUGAACCGAGAAGGAAGCAUCGUAUUUGUGUCCGACAAUGUGACACAAUACCUUCUGUACAAACAGGAGGAGCUCAUCAACACCAGCGUGUACAACAUCAUUCAUGAUGAUGACCGGGAGGCGUUCCACAAAAACUUACCCAAAUCUACUGUUCCAAAUGGGGCAUCUUGGGCGGGAGAGGCACCCAGACAGAAGAGCCAUACGUUCAACUGUCGCAUGUUGGUUAACUCGGUCCACGGUCAAAGUCAUGGGUUGGCAGAAGACAGGCCCACUGGACAGCGCUACGAGACCAUGCAGUGUUUUGCUCUCACUCAGCCCCGGGCCAUGAUGGAGGAAGGGGAAGAUCUACAGUCAUGUAUGAUAUGCGUGGCCCGACGCAUCACAGCACUGGAGAGGACCGAGCGCUUUAGCACACGCCACGAGCUGUCCGGUAAACUCAUUGAAAUUGAGCAGCAUAGCACUCUUCACACCACAAUGCGUCCCGGUUGGGAGGACCUGGUGCGGCGCUGCAUACAGAUGUUCCUGAGUCGAAGCGAUGGCCAACCGUGGUCUUACAAACGUCACUAUCAAGACGCGUUCCACAAUGGGCAUGCGGAGACGCCACUCUACCGCUUCUCCCUCGCUGACGGCACACCCGUCACAGCCCAGACUCGGAGUGACCUCUGCAGGAAUCCCAACACCAACGAACCACACUCAUUUCUCUCCACUCAUUUGCUUCAGAGAGAGCAGAAUAGCUAUCGUGGAAACCAAGUAGGAGGCACGAGGCCUCCAAGCAUGGCUGUGAACAAUCCCAACCAGCAGAUGAACAUGGCGUCUGGCGGAGGCAUGAACAUGGCUUACGGCAUGGCCGACCAAGGAAACAUGUCCCAAAGAGGGGCGCCCCAGUACACUGGGGGCAACCGCAUGAAUCCAAUGAACCCCAUGCAUCAAAUGAACAACAUGGGUCCAAUCAAUUCCAUGAACAGCAUGAACCAAAUGGGGCAGAUGAAUCAGAUGGGCCACCACGGGAUGCAUCACCAGCAUCAGCACCAACAUCAACAGAUGGCUCCGUUCCACGGGGGCGGAUCUGGAGGCGGAGGAUACGGGAUGGGAAUGACCAGUCCCCCGCAGGCCAGUCCGGGUAUAAACGGUCCCCCGCACAAUGUCAUGGGUUCACCCCGAGUCAGGGGAAGUCCCAAGAUGGGCGCCAGCCCCUUCUCUCCUGGAGGUUUGAAUUCUCCCAUGGGCUCCAGCCACCCGACUAACUCAGGAGGCGGGACCACAAAUUUCUCCAGCAGCUCCUUGAAUGCUCUGCAAGCCAUCAGUGAGGGUGUGGGCAAUCCGUUGUCCUCCCCCCUUACUUCCCCGAGCACGCACAAGCCUGACAGCUCGCCGAGCAUCAAUUCCACCAACCAGGUUCCAGGUGGAGCCUGCAAAUCCAGCCUCCCAUCCCACUGCGACUCAAAGAGCCCAGCGAGCUCAAUGGCGCCGCCGGCAGGGGAGCAGCAUCCUCACGCCCCCUCAAGCGAGUGCGCUUCGGACAAACCGGACAGUCAAGCGAGCAGGGAGGCGGGACCAAACAUGGCCGAAUCUCAUCGUCGGGUGCCCGACAAAAGCCACAAGAAGCUUUUGCAGCUCCUCACAUCCCCAACAGAUGAGCUUGCGCCAGCGAAGCACCCUCCGAGCUCCGGGCCUACUUCCACCCCGGAUGUCAAAGACGGAACAACCGGCGUUACCAGCCCUUCGUCCUCCAUCGGUGUGUCCUCCUCUACGGGCGCAGUGUCCUCUUCUGGUAGCGCGGGGCAUUUCACGAGUCAGUCACUUCAAGAGAAGCACAAGAUUCUCCACAAGCUCCUGAAGAAUGGGAACACUCCGGAUGAGGUGGCCCGCAUCACAGCGGAAGCCACCGGCAAGAGCAGCUUAGAGUCCGGCACAUCUGAGGCGGGAUCCGCGGCUGCCGGAGCGGUUCGGGCAUCCGAAUCCAAGCAGGAGCAGCACAGUCCUAAGAAGGAGAUUUCCCAAGCGCUCCGUCACUACUUCCUCAAUAAGGAUGACUCGAAAGAGGGAGUUGAUAUCAAGCCGGAGCUGGAGGGGAGGGGAGCUCUGGGGUCAGGGGUCUCAAGCUCCGAGAGCUACUCAAUGGACGCCAUGGUCAAGCUGGAGCCGUCCGAUGAGGUCGAGACCCUGGAGACCAUCCUUGGAACAAGAAAUGUUUCUGGUUUCUUCCCUGAGCCCGAUUCCAGAUCAGGAAAAGAAGUCGGAAACAAACAGGGAAUCAUGCCUGACGGUUUACUUGAAGGAGAUCGAGGCACCGUAACUCCAGGUCAGCGAGGCCCCUGUCAAAGAGCGUUGUCUGUGGAUGCCAAGCCAAUAGGUGGCGAAGUGCAAGUGGGCGUCGGCUUGGCUGCAAGAAGAAACGUCCUCUGUCCAUCACUCAUCAAACAAGAGAACAUGGAUGCUCCCAUUCGUCCUGGGGGGGUUCCGAACGGCUUUCCCGGAGCCGCUGGAGGCUGUCCGCCAAGAGGCCAUCCAACAAGAGGCAUGCUCAGAGGGACGGGGAUGCCUCAACGUCCUCCAAUGGCAGGGCCGGGUGAAUGGGUCAUGCAAAGGUCAAACAGUAGCUCAAUGACAGGACCGGGUCACCCGGGCAUGGUUCGCUCCGGUCCAAUGGGCGGACCAAUGAUCAACCGCUCCAACAGCGUACCGGCAAACACGAGGUCAAUCCUGCAGCAGCAACUUAUGGAGAUGGGAACCAAUGAAGGCAAUAUGAGUAUGAGCCCAUUUGGCGGCCACGGCCCCACACCUCGGUCCCCUUCUUGGCCAGACUCUGCCAUGGGGAUCGAAAGAUCACAAAAUCACACAAACAGGGAACAGUUUGGCAACACCCUAGAGGAGCUUCUCGGGCCGCUGGCUAGCAGUGAGGGACAAAGUGAUGAGCGGGCACUUCUGGAUCAGCUGGACUCUCUGCUGAACACUGCCGACGUCAUUGCUUUGCAGGAAAUAGACCGAGCCCUGGGUAUCCCUGAAAUAGUUGGCCAGAACCAUGGCCCCGAGGGUCAUCCUCAGGCCCAGGAUCCAGGACAGUCUCAAUCUGCCCCACCAGAACCUUUCACAGGGCCAGACUCUAGCAUGGGCCUGGAGCAGAAGCCCAUGUACGGCCAAGGGUAUCCCGGGCCCCCGGGACCGGCCUCGAUGAGCAUGCAGCCUGGUUAUGGCGGCAGCACGAUACCAAGCCAACCUCCGGCAGGAUUCAACCCCAUGCUGAAUCAAAUGGGCCAGGGCGGAAGUUUCCCUGGAAUGGGAGGGAUGGCAGGUCUGGGCAACCCCCGUGCCAACAUGAUAAGACCUCGCAUGAUGACUGCCACCAAGCCUCUUCGACUGCAGCUACAGCAGAGGCUUCAAGGACCGCAGUUCAUGAACCAGGCCCGGCAAGGCAUGAAGAUGGAAAGUGCUCCUGGAGGAAAUCCCGCCAUGCGCCCCGGCAUGCGCCCCGGCAUGCAACCGGGCAUGCAACCCGGCAUGCAGCCCGGUAUGCGACCUGGCAUGCAAGCCGCCAUGCACCCGGGGAUGAGUGGACAGCCUGGUUUCCUGAACGCUCAGAUGAUGGCCCAGCGCAGCAGGGAAGUGAUGACCAUGCAGAUGAGGAGGCAGCGGAUGAUGAUGCUGAUGCAGCAGCAGCAACAGCAACAACAGCAGCAGCAGCAGAUGCAGGCGCAGGCGCAAGGGCCUGCUGCAGGAUUCAGCCCGCCUCCAAAUGUCACUGCACCGGGAGGAAUGGACAGCACCAUGGGAGGCCCUGGCAUGAACCAGCCAGGACAGCAGGGAUUCAACUAUGGUGCUAAUUAUGGGAUGAACCAACAGGGGGAGCAAUCGUUCAUGACUCCAAGUAGCAGCCCGCCGCAAAACAUGAUGACGGGCAGGAUGGGAGGACCUGCUCAGAGCAACAUGAUGUCAGGAAUGCAAGGAAAUCCACAGGGAGGAUCCAUGUACCCGUCAGGAGACAUGAAGGGCUGGCCGCAGGGUGGAAUGCCACGCAAAAGCGCCUACCCCCAGCAACAGUUUCCACAGCAGGGAAACCAGGGCCAGUUUGGGAACAUGAUGAUGAACAACUCUAUUGGCAGACCCGGUCCGGUCGGCGGUGCCGGCUCGUCACAAAUGGGCCAAAUGCCGGGCCAGAUGCAGAAUCAAAUGCAGGGCCAGAUGCCAGGACCGAUGCAGGGCCAGAUGGGCAUGAACCCCAUGGGGAUGGGGCGGAUGCCAAUGGGACCUGAUCAGAAGUUUUGCUGAGGACACAGCAGAACACGUUUGGGGGGCGGGGGUGAGACACACGCAAACAAUAUUCUCCAGCAAUCAAGCAUAUGAGUGCGUGCGAGUGUGCUGGACUUGGAGAUGUCAGGCAGUGUUGAGCAAAAAAUGGGGAGCAACGGUACAACUGGCUCUGUCUGCACUUUAGCUGGAUGUUUCUAUAUGGGGGGAAAAAUGAUUGAUGCAAUAUUUCUUCAUCUUUACAGCCUUACUAGAAAUUUGAUGCCUUCACAACUAUGGAUUUCUUUUUUCAAAUUUUUUUUUUUUUAUCAUCUGGAUGCACCUCAUGUAAACGUCAUUGGAAGCUAUAAGCACAGUUUACUAUGGUAUGCGGAUUGGAGCAAUAAUCUUUUUGUCUGAAAGUGAGCAUCUCAACCUCUGUUUUAAGCAAACAAACGGUACUGCAGUAUUAGAUGUCUCAAACAUCAUGUGGGAAUAUGAAUUGUAAAUAUUAUACAAAAUAUAUCAAACAUGAAUUUAAAGGCCUAUUAUUGCACACAGAAUGAGACUGGCUUGUUUUGGUUUUCGUUGUUUGUCCGGGAGGUCAAAAGCUGAUUUGGUUGAUUUGUGUAUUUUUUUUUCCCUAACAGCUUUCCAAAUAUUUACAGGUCUGAUGGGACUUCCCCUUCCUUUAUUCAUGCCCCUUAAACGCUGUAAUUUUUCUUUCUGUAAAUGUGUGUUUCAAGUCCUAGCGAGGCACUUUUAAUUGUGGCAAGGAUCUGACGAAGUGAAAGUUUGAGCUUCCACGCUCACAAGUGGAAGUGCAAUCUCUUUGGACUGUCAGUCACGUGAAGCUAUUUUUUUGUUGGGUGACGUGCGAAACGUCUCACUCCAGUGCAACGAGGACGUGAGCAGUUCAACACAACAACUCGCGUUGUUCUCUUUCUGUGGGGUGCAUUUAUUUCAUAUGUUUAUUUUAGCUAUUUGGUCCUUUUCCUUUGGACUCUUCUUCUGCUCAAUCUACCAUCUACCUUUUCAACAAGCGCAAUCCAAAGAUAUUUUUCCACAUCUUUGUAUAGUUUCUAAGGUUUCGGGUGUACAUUUUUAUGAUAUACAUUAUUUUAUUCAGAUGGUAAAUGGGUACAUAUCAUCCAUCUGUAAAUGCAUACGAUGUUUAUGCAUUUUAGUCGGAAAGGGGGUUCGGAGCUCUGUGCAGAAAGGACAAUGGAAUCCCCCACUGCGUCGUGUUUUUAAACACGAAUAGGAAAGGUUGACUUCAAGACAUAUCAGUGGCUCAACUACAACUUCAUUCUAAGCCCACAUUUGAUUACUUUUGGGGAAAAGAACUUUGUAAUGUUUGAAUGAAGUGCAAAGUGACGCAAAAGAUCAUUGAGCUGUUUUCCUAUCUUUGGGAUACGAGUAGCUGUCAUUUUACAAGGAUGUAUAUUACAGUUUUUUUCCAGUUGAUGUUGAUAUUGAUGUAAAUACAAAUUUCUAUUUAAACACUUUGUGAACUUAUGAUUAUCAGCAGCACAUCAGCUGGUAUAAUUAUGUUUACAAAAUAAACAAACGAAACCAC
Molecule: messenger RNA, 6402 nt
Organism: Syngnathus acus (greater pipefish)
Lineage: Eukaryota; Metazoa; Chordata; Actinopteri; Syngnathiformes; Syngnathidae
Gene: ncoa3
Product: nuclear receptor coactivator 3
Exons: 23
Coding region: 228-4865 (1545 amino acids)
Biological process (GO): positive regulation of transcription by RNA polymerase II; cellular response to hormone stimulus
Cellular component (GO): nucleus
Molecular function (GO): protein dimerization activity; nuclear receptor binding
Source: RefSeq, a predicted model, not a curated record